AUGGAUUCAGCACCGGCGCAGGAGGUUACAGAGCUGCUAAGGCAGUGGGAGGAGCAACAUACAACCCCUAAUUAUGACCCUAUACCAACACUAACAAGAAUAGCAGAGAUCAUUGAAGCAGAGACUGAGAAUUUUAUGAAGAAAGACCCUGAUCCCUUUGAUGAGAGGCCGCCAUCACGCACUGACCCAGAAUGUGCUUUAGGACAAGCUUUAAAGGUUAUGUUUAAGAAGGACAACUUUAUGACUAAGCUUGUAAACGACUAUGUGCGCGACACAUACUAUUCCCGGCAGAACAUCACUGGGCGAGACGUAUUUAAACUGAAUGUUGCGGCUUGCCGGCUCACAUUAGACCUGAUGCCUGGGUUGGAGAUGAGUGUCGUUUUUCAGGACAAUGAGGCUUUAAUCCAGCGCCUGGUGAGCUGGGCGACAAAGUCCCCGGAGCCGCUGCAGUGUUACGCCACCGGUCUCGUCGCUGCCGCUAUGGAGGUCCAGGAGAUUGCCACUAACUUUAGGGAUUUAAACGCAAUGCUGGUUCCCCUUAUGCUUAAGAGGCUACAUGAAUUAAGAAAUAAAACGCAGGAAGAUAAACAGACAAAUCAAAAUUCGGUGACGCCGCCUAACCAGACGCGUCACUUCGCGCGAUUUGACAAGAAACGCAACAACGACAUUAAGUGCAACGGCCCUAUUGUGGACAAAAAAGACCGUGAGAAAGAUGAGGGUGGAGGAGGCGACAUGUUAGUAGACGAAACCCCUCCACAAGCAAGCAAACAUCCGGAAACACCAAUUAAAAGCUAUAACUGCGCGGUGCGGUCCCCGGAGGCGGGCGGGCUGAUGUCGCCGCCGGCGCGGCCUGCGCCGCACGCGCAGCCACCGCUGCAUGACCCCUCCUCCAACUCCAGCUGGGCCGAGAUGGAGACCUACGUCAUUGGUAACAUCCAAAUCCACCCGCCGACAGAUGCCACUAAGCAGAUGCUCAUACUUAGGUACUUGACUCCAAUGGGCGAAUAUCAAGAGUUCCUAUCACACGUGUUCGAGCAGAACGCCCUAGGUUUGAUCCUAGGCUAUCUGAAUGUACGGGAGUCUCGUGAUUCGAGACUUGCGUUCGAAGCCCUGAAGUACCUUGCUGCACUACUAUGUCAUAAGAAGUUCUCUAUAGACUUUAUCAACGUGGGUGGAUUGCAGAAAUUUCUAGAAGUGCCACGGCCGUCUGUGGCGGCUACGGGCGUUUCGAUCUGCCUGUACUACCUCGCGUACUGCGAGGAUGCCAUGGAGCGGGUUUGCCUGUUGCCACGCGCCACGCUCGCCGACCUCGUCAAAUAUGCGCUGUGGCUUCUGGAGUGCUCCCACGACUCGGGCCGCUGCCACGCGACCAUGUUCUUCGGGCUGUCCUUCCAGUUCCGCGUUAUAUUGGAGGAAUUUGAUAAUCAGGACGGGCUCCGAAAGCUGUAUAACGUGAUCUCUACGCUCCCGAUCCUUGGAUCCGACGAGGAGGAAUCUCGCGUGUCGGAAGACGAGACUUGUGCGGCGCGGCAGAUUGUCCGCCACGUCUGUGUUGCGCUUCGGAGGUACCUAGAAGCACAUUUAAGGCUACGAGCGGCGCAAGUUGCCCGGCAACAAGGCAACAAUGUUCCAGAGCCACCACCUUAUAAGGCGUCCAAGUCCUCCCCAGAGGAGAUCCAGGAGCAGAUCGAGUUGCUGCAGACCGUAACGUGGUCGCGCUGGGCGCCCGUCGACGAGUUUCUGGAGCUGGGCGGCGUCGCGCUGCUGCUGCAGGUCGUCGGCUACGCGUACGAGUGGAACUUUAACGGCAGGGCGGAGACUGUUCGCUCUGCGUUGGACGUGAUCUCUGUUUGCUGCGUGGCGCCUCGGGUCCAGCUGCUGCUCACGGAAAAGAUCGACAUGCGGGACGCGGACCUCACCACUGGGGUCAACAUUGUGCUGGGCGCAGCGGAUGGGGAGAUAGUACCGGAGCCGGAAGUGCAAAAAGCGGCCCUCAACGUUCUCGUCAACUGUGUGUGCGCGCCCGUACAUAGGGCCGGUACGUCGACGACGCGGUUCUCCCUAUCGAGCUCCAGUAAAAAGAAGACAGCGCUGAAGUCUUAUGAAGACGUCAUACAGAAAGUGUGGGAGAGCGUGCGCACGAACAACGGCAUUAUGGUGCUGCUGUCGCUGAUGCUGGUGAAGGCGCCGAUCACGGACGCGGACCGGCUGCGCGGGCUGGCGUGCCGCGCGCUGGCCGGCCUGGCGCGCUGCCCCACCGUGCGCCAGAUCAUCUCCAAGCUGCCGCUCUUCACCACCUCGCAGAUACAAGCGUUAAUGCGCGAUCCAAUCCUCCAGGAGAAGAGACAGGAGCACGUGAUGUUUCAGAAAUACGCUCUAGAGCUGCUCGAACGGGUUUCAGGCAAGAGUAAACACAUGGGUGCCGAAUUUGAGACAUCAUUAGCAAAUAUACAUAAAGCGAACGUGGUGGCGCAGACGCGCAUCAACUACAACGAGCGGCAGCUGCUGCAGCUGGUGGCGGCGCACCUCGCGGCGCGCGGCCUGCGCGAGAGCGCGGCGGCGCUGCAGCGCGAGGCGCGCCUGCCCGCGCCCGCGCCGCACGUCGCGCCCGCGCCCCCGCCGCCGCCCGUCUACACGCCCUCCACGCCCACCAGGCCACGUCUGUCCGUCACGCGUAACAGCAGCACCAGUUCGUUACACCGCGACAGCAUCGACUACAACCACCAAAGUAUGAACGUGGACAGCGACAGUCCCCUACCGCUGGUCAUAAAACUCAGAAAAGUACAAAACAGCACAUCUAGUGGUCCACCUGCGGAACACAAACGCUCCUUACAGAAGCAAUUGAGUGUGGUGGGAGGGGAGAGGGCCCCAUCACCUCCGCGCGUCACUCUUCACUCCAUCAUCACAGAGUACCUCUACAACCAGCACGCGCUUUGCAAAAACCCUGUUGUAACAUGUCCGCAGUUCAAUCUGUUCGAGCCGCACAAGUGCCCGGAGCCGGCGCGCGGCGGCACGCUGGCGGCGCUGGCGCUGGGCGCGCGCAGCGGCGCGGACGCGGGCAGCGUGUGCGCGCGCGAGCUGCGCCGCGAGCUGGGCGCGCCGCCCGCCCGCCGCGCCUACUCGCGCCUCGUGCACGCGCACUUCGCGCCCGUGCGCACGCUGCGCCUGCAGGACGACGACUCCUUCUUCACGCACACCAUCUUCCACCCAACACAACAACAAUUGCUUGCCGCGACUUCAUCCGGCGACAUCCGGAUAUUCAACCUGUUCAGCGGUGCGGAAGAGAAUUCCUAUCAAGUUCAUGAAUCUUAUAUAUACCAUAUGCAAGCGAGCAGAGACGGUCUACUAUUGCUGGCGUCUGCGACGACAACAUGGCGGCCGCUUUCCGCGCUUUGGAAUAUGAAGGAGUUCGAACAACUCAGCUUCCAGCUGGACAACGAGGAGUACGUGGAGUUCUCGAAGAUGUCGGACGAGCGCAUCAUCGGCACCAAGGGCGAGACGGCCACCGUGUUCGACACGCGCACGGGCCGCGAGCUCAUGACGCUCACGCCCGCCAUCAGCAACCAGUACGCCAAGAACCGCGCCACCUUCAACCCCACGGACGAGCUCGUGCUCUCGGAUGGCGUACUAUGGGAUGUAAAUACUGGCAAGGAGAUACACAAAUUCGACAAACUGAACCAAACGCACAGCGGCGUCUUCCAUCCCAAUGGUCUUGAGGUGAUUUCAAACACUGAAGUGUGGGACUUACGGACGUUCCAUCUGCUCAGGACUGUGCCGACUUUGGAUAAAUCAGAGGUGAUCUUCAACCCGACGUGCACGGCUCUGUACGCAAUCUGCUCGGAUCAGGACUCGGAAGAACGCAGCCAGUUUGACACGAGUUUUAAGACCCUCGACCCGUACGAUUAUUCAAGUAUAGCAACGAUCGACGUGAAGCGCAACAUCUACUCGCUGAGCGUGUCGCGGUACGGCACGCAGAUCUCGCUGGUGGAGAACAUGGGCGACUUCGAGCAGGUGCAGGAGUCCUGGGUCAAGCUGUACGACGUCGGCCGCCGCCGCGACCACGACGACGACGCGGAGGAGGAUGAAGAGGAGGAAAUGGCUGGCGGAUCUGAAAAUGACGACGGAUCUGACUCCGGCUCGGACAAUGACGAUGACUUGGCGACAAGCUUGCUGCGCAACGCAGUGAUGGGGCUGGCGGAGGGCGGCAGCUCGGGCGACGACUCGGCCGACGACGCGGACGACGUGCGCCCCAGGAGAGCCGUGCGCACGCGCAGGCGGGCACAAGCAGCGGAAAAUAACAGCAGCGACAGUGACGGCGAUCUCGACAUAAUAGAGUUCGACAUCGACUAG
This is a messenger RNA of Parnassius mnemosyne (clouded apollo), 4350 nucleotides long. The record is from the annotation of a GenBank genome assembly. NCBI's taxonomy places the organism in Eukaryota, Metazoa, Arthropoda, Insecta, Lepidoptera, Papilionidae.